AUGGAUGCCAGAAUAUAUGAGAUAAUCAAGAAGAACGACGAUCUAGAGGAGCAAAUCAAGAAGAUAUUGGGCGCUGUAAAGCCACUGGAUGUUUCGGAGGUGAUGGCAUACUUGAUGAAGAAAACGAUGGAUGUGUUCAGAACAGAUCCCUCUGUCCACUGCUACCUGCUUGGCAGAGUACCGUUGGAACUCAUUACAAGAUUUGCUCCUGGUCUUCUGUCCUUCUACUUCUGUCUUCUCAGGGACCAGAAGACCAAGGGCAUGGUAAGGAAUGCGGCCCUGGACUCUGUCAAGCAUGUGUUGGAGUCGGUAUCCGAGCUGGAUGAUACCUCGGAGGCGAAGAUACAUGAGUUUUUCCGGUUCUAUGGGGGGCUGGGUGUUGAAGAGAUCUACAUUAUAUGUGCACGGAGGUUCAGGACGUCCAGAAAGGUGUUUUUUAUUUCUGAGCUUCUUGUGCUUGGACACCAGCUAGAGGAUGAUGACUACAGCGCAGUGAACGACAAGAUCGAAGAGGUGUUUUCUCCGGGGCUAGUUAGAAGGCUUUUAGACAGAGGCAAAUACAGAAACAACGAGGAGGUGUUUGACAAGCUUGUCCGAAUGUAUGGGGAAGGAGAGGACGUGGCAGACAUAAUCUCUCGAAUCCAGGAGAGAUAUGACGUCAAGAAUGCAGUGCUGGAGCUGUGUGUGGUAAACGAGGAAACAACAAGACAGGUUCUUCAAACAAACGAUCUGGAAAAGAUCGAAAGGUUUUUUAGAAAUGCAGUUGAUGUCCCGUUGCACAUCGAUGUGAUAGGAAAAUACCUGGAGCUAUGUGAAUCUCCAAGACAGAUUCUUGGGUGCAGGAUCUCCAAAAGGCUUGACAUCCGGAAGAUUAUAUCUGAAGACUACGACGAGUUUCUUGAAUACGCCUUCAACAGACUGGCCUUGAAUCCCAGGAUACUGAUCAAUCUUGUGGGAAUUGAAUUCAGGCCAAAGAUGGAGGACUUCAUUCUUCAAUUGAUUGAGUUUGUCAGUGGAUGCUCUGAUGUAGAGAAGCUGGGACUGUACCUGCGCUUUGUGAAGAUUGUUGUUGAGAAAAACUGCCUUCGGAGGUCGAUUCUCAAGAGAAUAUUUGAGGGCCUAGUGUACUUGGACAAUGAAGACUGUAGAAUCAGAUGCAUGAAGUAUGAAAUACUUGGCGAGCUGUUUGGACAGUACGCCUUGAUGGACAAGGCCAUCGAACAUGCAGCACGCUUGGAUGGCUCGGAUAAAGAACACGGCACGGAAUGCAAGUGCCUGGGCUCUAGAGACAUCCUUGAAAGAGUUGACACAAGAAGCCUGGACGAAGACAAUGCAAAUGUGCUUGCAGCCAUCAUGUGGGACGAGCUGAUCAUGACACCUGCUGAGGGGGAGCUUAUGGCGAUCUCCAUCCUCCUUAGAAGGAUAAUUGACAGCACAGGGAUGUUCUAUGGGAACAGGGUCUCCAAGUCAAGCUUUGUUCUCCAUCUUAUAGACCGACAUGGAAUAGCCAGAUUCAACGAGACCCGGAGAAGGAUGACGGACGAGUUUUUCCGUCUGCUUGGAAGCAUGGCGAAGCUUAGCCUCUCAAAGAACCUCCUCGAAAAGAUGUUUCUGAUUUCCUUGGACUACUUCUACAUCUUCGAUGUCGAUGAUUUGAUUCGAGCCAUCAUAGAAAAUGACAGGUAUCACUGCCUGUUCAUUCUUUACAACCUAACCAGAAGUAGGGAAAAGAUGCUGUCUAAGAAGCUCCUGGAGUUCCUGAAGAAAAGUCUGAGGGAAGCCCAAAGGCCAUGA
This is a messenger RNA of Encephalitozoon cuniculi GB-M1, 1794 nucleotides long. RefSeq lists its product as uncharacterized. NCBI's taxonomy places the organism in Eukaryota, Fungi, Microsporidia, Unikaryonidae. The coding region runs from base 1 to 1794 and encodes 597 amino acids. The record is from RefSeq and is marked provisional. The transcript has a single exon.